This is a messenger RNA of Triticum dicoccoides, 1925 nucleotides long. RefSeq lists its product as uncharacterized. Bases 20 to 1195 code for a protein of 391 amino acids. Lineage: Eukaryota; Viridiplantae; Streptophyta; Magnoliopsida; Poales; Poaceae. The transcript has 2 exons. The record is from RefSeq and is a predicted model, not a curated record. Gene Ontology annotation, molecular function: nucleic acid binding.
UGCAGAAGAUGUGGAUGAAAUGGAUGAAGAUGCAGAAAAUGAAAUGGAAGGACAUGUAGGAGAUGAUAUGGAAGGAGAUGCCGGACAGGGAAUGGAAGGAGAUGAAAUUGUUCAAAAUCCAGGUGCUGGGCAAGUUGGUAGAAAAAAUAAAACCCUCAAUGACCAGCAAAAAAUUGCUGCUUAUGUAGCAUUGCAUACACUGUGUAUGAGUAGAGGAGGCACUUUUAAGAAAACUGAUACGCAAUACAUUGCAAAAAAAUUUGGAGUGGGUGUUUGGAAUAUACAAAGAAUUUGGAGGAAAGCAAUGUUGCAAAUUCAACAAGGUCAAGAAGUAGAUAUUGCCGAUCAGAGAAAAGGAAAUAGUGGAAGAAAGACUAAGGACAUUAACCUAGAAAAAAUCCUAACAAUCCCAUUAAACAGGAGGUCUACUCUUAGGUCACUAGCCUGGCAAUUGGGAUGUAGCCCUACCACACUUCAUAGAAAAUUCAUGCUGAAUUUGAUUAGGAGGCAUACAAACUGUGUGAAGCCGGCUUUAAAGGAAAAGAAUAAGAUGGUUAGGAUGAAAUUUUGUUUGUCGAUGCUUGAUGAGGCAACAACAGCAACUGCGAGGCCUAAGUUCAAGACUAUGCAUAAUGUUGUCCAUAUUGACGAGAAGUGGUUUAACAUGACAAAGAAGAAUAGAACAUAUUAUCUGCUGGAUGGGGAGGAAGAGCCUACGAGGCCUAUACACGGCAACUGUAUUGGCAAGGUGAUGUUCUUAACGGCCGUUGCUAGGCCAAGGUGGGACAGGGAAGGAAACGUGACAUUCUCUAGGAAAAUCAGUAUCUGGCCAUUCGUGAAAGAAGUUCCUGCUCAGAGGAGAAGCGACAACAGACCCAAAGGUACAAUAGAGACAAAGUCAAUAAAGGUCGACAGAAAAGUGAUGAGGGAGUUCCUGAUAGAGAAGGUCUUGCCAGCGAUACAAGCAGUUUGGCCGGAAAGUGAUGCUGGUCAGACCAUCUACAUUCAGCAGGAUAAUGCUAAGCCCCAUAUCUUGCGAGAUGACCAGGAAUUUCUAGCAGCUGUCGCAAAAACUGGACUUGACAUUAGAUUAGUACAACAGCCUGCCAACAGUCCUGAUUUGAAUGUGCUUGACCUUGGGUUUUUCAACUCGCUGCAAUCGCUGACAGAUUGUCUGAGUCCUAAAACACUAUAAGACCUUAUUGCAGGUGUUUUGGAGGAAUUUGAAGGCUAUAAGGUUUACAAGCUCAACAGAAUUUUCCUAACUCUACAAAUGUGCAUGAUUGAGAUCAUGAACCAUGCAGGGGGGAAUGGGUAUAAAAUACCACAUGUUAACAAGAAAAGGCUUGAGGGUCUUGGGCAGCUACCUCCAAGACUAACAUGCCCUAAAGAGGUUUACACAAAUGCUCUAUACAACUUAGAGGUAAUGGGGAGGGUUCAGUGAUGAGGCUGGUGCUGCUUGAGAUGAGGCUUGUUCAGAUGCUUGAGAUGAGGCUUGUUCAGAUGAUUGACAUGAGGCUUGUUCAGAUGCUUGAGAUGGGAGAUGCUUGACAUGAGGCUUGUUCAGAUGCUUGAGAUGAGGCUUGUUCAGAUGCUUGACAUGAGGCUUGUCCAGAUGCUUUACAUGAGGCUUGUUCAGAUGCUUGAGAUGAGGCUUGUUCAGAGGCUUGAGAUGAGGCUUGUUCAGAUGUUUGACAUGAGGCUUGUUCAGAUGCUUGAGAUGGGAGAUGCUUGACAUGAGGCUUGUACGGAUGCUUGACACGAGGCUUGUUCGGAUGUGGAGUAUGUGUAGUUCCUUGAGAUUAGUCUUGUGCGGAGUGCAUCCCAUGUGAAAUUACUCCAUAUGUGUAAUACUCCAUUUUGUGAGACUUGUAUGUGUAACUCCAUUUUGUGAGACUUGUAUGUGUAACUCCAUUUUGUGAUCA